Messenger RNA from Fukomys damarensis (Damara mole-rat), 2955 nucleotides. Its product is annotated as forkhead box protein P4. The transcript is spliced from 14 exons. Bases 16 to 1632 code for a protein of 538 amino acids. NCBI's taxonomy places the organism in Eukaryota, Metazoa, Chordata, Mammalia, Rodentia, Bathyergidae. The record is from RefSeq and is a predicted model, not a curated record. Gene Ontology annotation, cellular component: nucleus. Gene Ontology annotation, molecular function: RNA polymerase II cis-regulatory region sequence-specific DNA binding; DNA-binding transcription repressor activity, RNA polymerase II-specific. Gene Ontology annotation, biological process: regulation of transcription by RNA polymerase II.
ACUCAGAGAAGGCAAAUGACUUGCUCGAGGGUGCACAGCAAGUUGUGUGGAGAGCUAGGAGGAAAAGCCUGCUGUCCUAACUCCUUGCCUGCUCUCCCUCCCACCCGACUGAAGACUCAGCAGCCCUUCCAUGCACUCCCCAGGGUGGUGCUGCUGGGCUCCUGGGCCUCCGGCCUGGGCCACUGCUGUGCACCAGGUACCAGGGCUGGACUCCAGGUCCCAUGUCAGGUGCCCAUGUCCAUGGCCAUGAUGUCGCCACAGAUGCUCACCCCACAGCAGAUGCAGCAGAUCCUGUCACCGCCCCAGCUCCAGGCACUGCUCCAGCAACAGCAGGCUCUCAUGCUGCAGCAGCUUCAGGAAUAUUACAAGAAACAACAAGAGCAGCUUCACCUGCAGCUCCUCACCCAGCAGCAGGCUGGGAAACAGCAGCCCAAAGAGCAUCACCCCCUGCCCAACGGACAGCCCACUGUGCACACAUCUCGCAGAGACAGCUCCUCCCAUGAGGAGACCCCCGGCUCCCACCCCCUGUACGGACAUGGAGAGUGCAAGUGGCCGGGCUGCGAAACCCUGUGUGAAGACCUGGGCCAGUUCAUCAAGCACCUCAACACAGAGCAUGCCCUGGACGACCGCAGCACAGCGCAGUGCCGGGUGCAGAUGCAGGUGGUCCAGCAGCUGGAGAUCCAGCUGGCCAAGGAGAGCGAGCGGCUGCAGGCCAUGAUGGCGCACCUGCACAUGCGUCCCUCGGAGCCCAAGCCCUUCAGCCAGCCUGUGACCGUCUCUGCAGACCCGUUUCCCGAUGGCCUUGUGCACCCCCCGACCUCCGCCGCUGCCCCUGUCACCCCUCUGCGGCCCCCCGGCCUGGGCUCUGCUGCACUGCAUGGUGGGGGCCCUGCCCGACGGAGAAGCAGCGACAAGUUCUGCUCCCCCAUCUCCUCAGAGCUGGCCCAGAACCACGAGUUCUACAAGAACGCAGACGUCCGGCCUCCUUUCACCUAUGCCUCCCUCAUCCGCCAGGCCAUCCUGGAAACCCCCGACCGGCAGCUGACCCUGAAUGAGAUCUACAACUGGUUCACCAGGAUGUUCGCCUACUUCCGCAGGAACACUGCCACCUGGAAGAACGCCGUGCGCCACAACCUCAGCCUGCACAAGUGCUUCGUGCGUGUGGAGAACGUCAAGGGUGCGGUGUGGACGGUGGAUGAGCGCGAAUACCAGAAGCGCAGGCCGCCGAAGAUGACGGGGAGCCCCACCCUGGUGAAGAACAUGAUCUCGGGUCUCAGCUACGGAGCACUUAAUGCCAGCUAUCAGGCUGCGCUGGCCGAGAGCAGCUUCCCCCUCCUCAACAACCCUGGCGUGCUGAGCCCCAGCUCAGCCAGCAGCCUCCUGCCCCUCAGCCACGAGGACAUGGGCGCCCCCGGGGAACCGCUGCCCAGUAAUGGCAGCAGCAGCAGCCCACCUCGGCUCUCCCCGCCCCAGUACAGCCACCAGGUACAGGUGAAGGAGGAGCCUGCAGAGGCGGAAGAAGAUCGCAGGCCGGGACCUCCCCUGGGUCCCCCCAACCCCAGUGCUGCGGGGCCUCCACCUCUGGAGGACAGGGAGCUGGAGGAGGAGCUGCCGGGGGAGGAGCUGUCCUAAGGGCUCUGGGGCAGAGGCGGGGUGAGACCCCUGGCCCAGAACCAGGCCCACCCAACCCCACUCCACAGCCCUGAACCUCAAGGCACUUCCGGACUCGACUCCACGGGGCAGCCUGGGCCGGCAGCUCCCCUGCCAUGGACCGACACACGCUUGGGGGCAGAGCUAGUCCCCUCCCCCAAGGGGACAGGACCCCUGGUCUGGGGCCAGCCGAAGACAUGGAGGGCCCAGACCCCUCCCAGACUCCCUUCAUCCGAACCAGUCUCCCGACCACCAGCAGCAGGCCCCCCACCGCUGUCCCCUGGACAGGGCCCUGUCUUCUGCAGGAGACCCACGGAUGGGGCACCCACCUCCCAGGGCCUGUGCCCGCACUCCCGGAUUUGUAUGUUCUCUUUCUGUACUGUGAAGCAAGCGAUCUCCUCCCCCAGCUCCUCGCCCUGCCCUGCCCUCCCCUGCCUGCCAGGAAUGGAGCUGGGCUGGGCUGGCCAGCUGUCACCACCUCCGCUGCUGUCAUGGGUGGGACCCGGCGUUUUGUGCCCUGUGAGGGCCGCCACAAGCAGGACCCAGGCUAAACGGCACCGGGCCUCCUGUGUCCUCCGCUCACACGGAUGUCCACAGGUGGGGCCGCGCCCCCUGCAGAAGGGCGAGGCGAGGCUGGACCCCGGCCUCGCCACACCCCUGGCCACCGAAGUCCUCUCACCCUCCCUGUACCCCUUCCCUAAGUCCCCAGUUACACGGAUGACCAAAGACCUUUCUUAUGCCGGAAGCAAAAACCAAAACUUUUCGUUGGCUUUUUCCUUUUGUCGCCUCCCGAACUCCCAGCUGUCCCAGGCCCCAGGCUGGAAGCCCCACUCUACUUAAGUUAUUGUUUUAAACCAAAGUUUACAGUGUCUGUUGGUGGCAAGACCCUCUCCCUCUACCCCUUCUCUCCCCGAGGACCCUGGGACUGGCCCUGCCUGGGGACGAGGAGGCGGGCACACAGGAGCCAUGAUCCCCAGCCCUGGACUGCCCUGGGGGCUCUGCAGCCCCUCUCUAGGACCAAGUCCCUGGCACCCUGGCAGUGUGGAUCCCUGGAUUCCAGCACCAGAGCUGGAAAAGUGAGACUCUGAAGACCCCCUAUGGGGGACCCCAACUCGAGGCCAAGGAGGGGGUGAAUGCUCAGGACCCCGCCAGGCCCCGUUGCUGAGAAGACCCCUUGGAUAUCUCCUGAGAACCCUACCUAUGCCCCUUCCCAAGCUGCCCCCCAGAGGUGGGGCCCCCAUGUACCCUCACCUGUGUCCGUCUGAGCAGCACAGAAAUAUUAAACACCCUCUAUUCACCGGGCCC